Frieseomelitta varia is the source of this 2458-nucleotide messenger RNA. RefSeq names its product glutamate receptor 1-like. Gene Ontology annotation, cellular component: membrane. The record is from RefSeq and is a predicted model, not a curated record. The coding region runs from base 348 to 2195 and encodes 615 amino acids. Lineage: Eukaryota; Metazoa; Arthropoda; Insecta; Hymenoptera; Apidae. Gene Ontology annotation, molecular function: glutamate-gated receptor activity. The transcript is spliced from 8 exons.
GAUUUAAUAGAAAUAUUAAUUAUAUCAUGUCUUGUUUGCAUUUUAUCUAUUGUGUUUCAUCAGUCAUGUCGUCAUAAUAAUGUCAGUCGUUACAUCCUAUUUAGUAGAUUACUAUCGUAGCCAACAUAGUCUUUUCGAGAAGUUACAUUUUUCAUGUCAAAAGUAUGCACGAAUGUUUCGUGAAUAUUUGAUGUUCAUUCUUUGAUAAAAGUACUUGUUUCUAGUUACGAGAAUUCAGUCAUCGACGAUUAUCAUAGUCUUUUACGUGUCUUCGACUUCUUUUGAAUAUAUGCACAAUUUGUGAUCUUUUUCGAGAAAAAAAAGAAGAGGCAAUCAAUUUGAACAAAAUGAGAUUUGCUAUGUAUUUCAAUUUUAUUUCUAUAGUUUUUCAUUUAACGGGAGCUACAAUAUACGGUGACGGAUCACUGUACAUUCCUUUAAUAAAAUGGGUUCGCACAUAUUAUUCGACUUCUGCUGUCUUUUUGCUGCAUUCACUUAGCGAGAACAAAUAUUUCGAUGGCGUCAAGAUAGCAUAUGUGUCACACACAUGGUCUCGUCUUCUUCAUCGUGAGCAAAUUGCAACUCUAAGUUGUACAUUCAAGGAUAUUCAUGCACUGAAAAGAAACAGUAUCCUUCGACCGUUGGUCAUUGUUUUUUUGCCUGGAUCUGAAGCCGUUUCCGAAUUUUCAAGAUACUCGAAAUCCUUGAAAAUGUCUUUAUUUGCAUGGUUUGUAAUAUUUAUGACCGAGUCGAUGAACAAGAAAUAUUGCUACAAUCCAUCGGGAAAUCCAUUUCAUUUGUUAUUUGAUACUGAAAUGCUGGUCAUGUGUUACGGUGAUCCUAUUCUUCGUGAGUGGUAUUCCGUGGAUGGGAACAACACCGUCAUUUUCGACUUAAUGAAGUGGUAUCCAGAGAGACAAGUGGGAUCGUCAACGGCUGCUUUGAGUUCGUUGACCAAUUUCAGUUUAUACGAGAGGAGAAAUGAUCUGAAAGGGAAAGUUCUGCGAGCUGUCAUUGUCGAGAACUCGAUAUUAGUCGCCGUUAAAAAUAAUAAAUUGGAAGGAUAUUUUAGUAGAGCGAUCAGCGAGCUUGAGAAUUAUCUGAACUUUACUCUCGAUAUCGCGUUCACUGAAACCGAGUUUGGAAUCUUCAACGCGACGACGAAAAGUUGGAACGGUGCAGUUCGCUUAGUGGCUUCUGGAGAAGUAGAUAUCGGAAUAGCCGAGUUUUCGAUGACCAAUAUUAGACUUGAUUACGUUGAUUAUAUGAUUCCUAUUCUUACCGUUAGGAAGUCUUUGUACUUUAAACAACCAGAUGUACUCACGGUGAAAUGGUUUGCUUAUUACAAGGUUUACAGUUUUACACUCUGGAUGUCUCUACUCAUGACAAUCAUAAUUGCAUUAUUUGUUUUGGCCUUUAUUAGAUCUCAAGUAGAAUCCACUAAUCUCAUCAGGGAAAUAUCCCAUGAAUUUAUUCGAGUUUGGGGCAUUUUCUGCCAACAAGGAAUCACAGCUGAAUUUCCGCAGAAUUCAUCGCUGAGGUUAGCAUACUUUACCAUACUCGUUGCUGGUAUAGUAACAUUUGCCGCUUAUUCCGCAUCUAUGAUAUGCUUCGUAACAGCUCGUGUUCAUAAUAUUCCCUUCCGUACGAUUCAAGAGUUCCUCGAUGAUGAUACAUACAGUUUAAUCGUUCAAAGAUCUUCCUCGGACUACGACAUAUUUACUAAAUCGAAAGAUCCUAUUUCGAAGCUCAUGUUGCAAAAGCUAAAGCCGAGAGAUGUUCUACCACUCAGUGUAGACGGUGCAUAUUAUAACAUCUGCAGUGAUGCCUCAUUAACGUAUUACAGCGGUUUUAAUAGAGAACUACGGAGAAUGGUGAAUUUCCGCGCUCCAUGCGAUAUCACCUCUAUUGACGUCGGCCGAGUGGAUAGUUUAUCUCUGAUUCUACCGAAAAACAGUCAAUUCACCUCUGUUUUGAAUUACUAUAUGCAGAAACUUUUGAACACUGGCCUACUGAACCGGUUCAAGACCGAAAUAACUUUCACGCAGAAAACCAGAUUCCAGCCGGUUGGAUUUAACAGCAUCGUAUCUGUAUUAAUAAUCUUCCUCGGCGGUAUUAUAUCAGCACUUGUAAUACUACUCAUAGAGAUAUUUUACAAUAGAUAUAUGAAUUCUUAUUUCAAUUACCCGAUUUAAGGGUAAAUUUUUCCAUAUAUGCUCGUCAAAGAUUGUCAAAACACGCUAAUGUACGAUUCAACUUCGAGUUGAAUUUUUUCUUUAGCUUCAACUUAAAACAUCAGUAGCGAAUGUAAUCAAAUAGAUUUAAAGACACGAUAAUGAAACAUCUAUGGCACCAAGAAAUAACACGUCUCAUUUUCUUUUCUCACAUUGUCAAGAUAAAAGUCUGACGUAUAACCGAUGCAAAAGUGUGAUACGCACAAUAAUAAAGAACAUUCACU